UUAGUAUUGGUCAAAGUUCAAGGAGUAAAAAUACUAAUUUUAAACGGUAAAAGUAAUAGAACCUAAUAAAAAGGGCAUGAUUAUGUAACUGUUAUAUUUUAAGAGGAAUUUUUAGCAAGUCGUAUAUUUUAGAUGGCAGAAUCAAGUAGUGUUGAAAGUUCAGGGAUUAAAAAUUAAUACUAAUUAUUUUUAAUUUUUAUUCAUUUCUAUUGUUGUGUAACCCUUAAAUAUACCAGGCAUGUUUGACAUUGUAUUUUAAGUUUUGAAAAUACAACUCGCGUUUGAUUGGUGUUUUUUAGAAAUGGUUUUUAUUUUAAUUUUUUUUUAUUUAUUUUCUAAAAAAAUACUUGAAUACUUUGAGACCCCAAUAUGAAUAAGACUCAUGAUUCAAACCUGGUGACUUUUUGACCUAAACCAUAGACCGAAACCUAAAUGUCAGCCUCAGACCCUACCUAAACUGGUAACUUUGACCCUGACCCAAAACUCGACUCGUACCCCAGACAAAAACCCAGAUGUUGGCCCCAGGGCCCGGGGCCAGCCCAGACUGACCCGGAACCAAACCUAGACUCAAUCCUAAGCCUCAACCCGAACCAGGUGUCGGAAGAUGACCUAGACCCGACCCUCGAACUCAAACCCUGACCCAAAUCCAAACUCAUGUACAGGACUCGAACCCCAAUAUCGGACCCAGACCCAUUUCCCGAACACGGACAUAGACUCAAACCCAGGCUUUGAACCUCGAUCCGGACCCUAGCCUCAACCCUGACCUGGACUCGAAUUCAGACUUGGACCACGAAUCUAAACUUGACCUCAGACCCAGACCACUAGACCCAGACCUCAGCCACAAACCUAGCCAAUGCCCAAACUCAAACCUCAGGCUCAGCCUCGACUUGGACCCAUUCACGAACUCGAACCUAGACAUGGAACCCCAAACCUAAACUUGACCUCAGAACUGAACCCAAACCCCAACCUCAUCCCCGACUCGAACCAAGACAAUGACCUAGAACUCCAAACCCGGCCUCAGCCUCGACUCGAACCUGAACUGUAAGCUGCCCACUAAAAGUGCAGCCAUAAAAAGGUAUGGUCACGAGUCUUAUUAAGCUGCCCACAUAUCAAACAACUACCAUUAAUAUUUAAACCAAAUUUGAUCAAUCUAUCUUUGAUCUAAAGCCUCUUUUUCAGAGUAAUCAAACAAUAAAUUUAUACUUGGAACACUAUUCGAUCCCCAAAUAGGACUAGUGUAAUGCCACCUGCCAUCAUCAAAUUCUUCAACAAAUUUGUACAAUCCAACAAUACUAUAGUUUUACAUUGCAAGUCUACUGCAACAAACACAUUCAUGAGCUCAUCUUAAUUUGGUGUGGAAAAUUUUAUUCCAGUACUAGGGUGGAAGGUUUGUAGCUCCACUAAUUCUUUCCUUUCAAGUAAACAUUGUGAAUCGAUCUAUUUGACUCACAAGUUAUCUUUCUUUUUUUCUAUUGCCCAAAAAAACUUGCCCAUAGCACAUUUGUUCCAAAAAUCAACAUCUCUAAAUCCAUGACCCACAUGUUUUUUAGUCUUACAAGUUUUAGUCCAAGCAACUUGGAUAGGCCCCUUAUAAUCAACUUUACCCUUCUAUAAGAAAGCUCGGUAAAAUUGAUUGAUUCUCUUAAUAACUAUCUUUAGUAAUAUCACUAUUUGGGACCAAGGUAUUUAAAGAAAGUAGAACAGAGUUUAUUAGAACACACCUUCUAGCAAAUGAUAAGUUUCUGGAGUUCUGAAGACGAAGUCUCUGCAUCAACUUAUCUACCAAGCAUUGACAAUCAACUUUUGUUACACACAUGUUGCUAAUUUUAUCCCCAAAUAGUUAAAAAGUAGAGAUCCUCUCAUAAAACUAGUCAUUCCAGCCAAUCUUUUCCAAACCUCAUCCUUAAAGGAAGGACCAUAAAUGGUAGACUUACCUUUGUUCGCUAGUGAGCCCAAAUCUUUCUAAGAAAAAAUAAAAGGGAAAUUUGACAUUCCAUGCUAAAAAAGGGAACAUGGUGUUUAAUUGUACCUAAUUAUAACACAUAGCAAAAAUAUACCAAUCUUUCACUUUUCUUCCAAAAAUACCCUUCUCAAUUCAAACUUCCCACAUUCCCUCUACCUACAUUCUCUCUCUUCUUUCCCUCUCCCAAACACACGACAACCCACACCCAGACCAACGGACGGACGCACGAACCCAGACCACGAAACCCACAAACCCCAAUCGCAGAUGACCACCAGACGACGACGAACCCACGACGACGACGAACCCACGAACCCACAGCCACCAGACGACCAGACCACGAACUGAACCCCUGAAACCACGACAACCUAGACGAACCCACUCCAAUCGACCCCAUCGACGAACGCCCGAGCGAACAAGGAGACCCAGUCGAAUCCCACGAACCCCAAUUACAGCAAUCCAGGUAAGUUUUUGUGGAAUUUUUCUUGAAUUUAUCCUUUAAAAUGCAUACAUUUGUGGUUGAAUCUGGUAGUGAAUUGAAAGUUUUUAUUUUGUAUGUUUUUUGAGGAUUAAUUGUGCAAUAAAACUGUGGGAUGAAUAUGGGUUUCGAACAAUAGCUUUUUCUGGGUUUUUAGGUUAUUGUGCGAUUUUAUGUGAUUCUAUGUGCGAUUUUGUGCGACGUAGCUGGAGUCUGUACUGGUCUUUAUUGUGCGACAUUGUGCGAUUUAUAUGCAAUUUUGUGCGAUUUUUACAUAGAUUAUUACUUUUUGGUAUGUUUAGCGACUUUAGGCGACAUUAUGCGCAUGUGUGUGCGAUGUAUGACAUAUUGGGUAGGCUGUGCGAUUUUAACAAUAUUAUGCGAUUAAGGUGCAAUUUUUGUGCGAUUGUAACUGACAGGAUCUUAUUUUUUUGGUUGUUUUGUUCUGUAUUUUUUAGCGAUAUUGUGCGAUUUAUGUGCGAUUUUCUGUGAUUUUAUGUCACAGUGGUAAAAUUUAUGCAAUUUUUAGGCGAUAUUUGUGCGAUUAUUAUGCGAUAAAGUCUAAUUAAUCUUUGUAAAUGCAAAUGGCUCCUGAACUUAUUCUCCCAUUGUCAGAGCACUUUCCAGGGCGUAUAACAUACAGAGGGAACGAAUACUUUGCUUCAAUAAAGGCUAAAUUUGAAGCUUUUAACUUGACUCAGAAGGUGAAGGAGACGCCCUUUGGUGUUUUUUGGAAUGCCAGUGAAUUAAAAUUCAGUGGGGUUAUUGUGCAUCAACUAUUACUAAAGAAGAAAGUGAGUGAAGCCAAAAACGAUGAAGUGUGGUUUUACAUGGGUAAAACCGACCGAAGCUAGAUUUGGGUGGUCUGAGUUCAGUUUGAUCACGGACUUGAAGAUGAGCGGUGGUCCUUCGUCAGAAGAAUUUACUGCACAAUGUGAUUCUGAUCGAAUUUUGCGAGACUAUCUCAACAACUCAAAAAGGGUGACCUUUAAAAUCCUUUGGCUAGCGUUUGAGGCAUGCGAUGUGGCUGACGAUGUAUACAAGUUGGGGUUGUGUGCAUUUCUCGAAGGUGUUCUGCUGUCGCGGGCUGAGGGUGUGUAUAUCUGGACAGAUAUGCUAAAGUUGGUAGAAAAUGAAGACAAGUUCUUCGAGUAUCCUUGUGGUCUUCUUUCUUAUCAGAAGUUGUUGUCUUCCACAACUAAGAAUAUGCAACAACUUAAGGCAAAACUACAUGGAUAAGAACGAUAAGACCAAGAAGAAACACAAGAAGGAGAAAAAGGUUACUCAACCUGAAGCGAAGUACAACGUGUACGGAUAUGCUCCUGCGCUGCAAUAUUGGGCAUUUGAGGCCAUGCAAGUUUUGGGGAAGAAGUAUGGCCAGUGCAAAGGGACUCGAUUCCCUCGAAUGUUGAACUGGAGCACUCCCAACACAGUCACGAAACACGAUGUGAAGCAAGCUGAUGUGGCUGCACUGUUUGAGAAAAGGGUAUGUGAAUCUUUCUCUAUUUUAGCGCAAUUAUUUUUUACUUUAAGUGUAAUCUGUGUUAUAUGCGAUAUUUGAUGCGACAUUGUGCGAUAUUUGUGCGAUUUACUUUACAGGGCAUUAUAAAUGUUCAGUGUUUAAUAUGUUUUUUUGGCGACUUUAUGCGAUCAUUGAGCGAUUUUGUGCGAUUUUGCUUGCACUCUCUUUAUAAAUUUUCACUUGUAUUGUUUUAUUUGUUUUGCGACUUUAUGCGAUUCUUGUGCGAUUGUUGUGCGAUUUUGUUGGAAGUCUCAUUAUUUUUCACUUGUAUUGUUUUAUAUUUUUUGGCGACUGUAUGCGAUUACUGUGCGAUUUUGUGCGAUUUGCGAUGACAGUAGCUUAUAUACUUUUCUAUGUUUAUGUAAUAGAUUUUUGGCGAUAUAGUGCGAUUAUUGUGCGAUUUGUCUGCGAUUCGUUUUAUUAUUAUGCGAUUAAUUUGAGAUUUUUGUGCGACAUAUUUGCGAUUUGACGUGAUAUUAACUUUUUGCAGAUGGUUGUUCUUCAAAUUUUAUAUCCUCGGAAUUGGGAGGUUGAUUAUUGGAAGACCAAUUGUGAGGGUGAGAUCCCCACAGUGGAAAUGGGCUUAGAUGAAGUCGAAGAAACACAAGCUGGGGAGCAAGAUUCCACUGCAUUCGAGACCCGAGCAAGACGGGUGGCGGAGUAUGUGGAAAGUGCAAAAAUUAUUCCACCAUCCUCACCCAAAACUGCACCAGACCCCUCCACAUCUACAACUGUGCCCCCAACCCUUGCCUUUGUACCGCCAACCGCUGCUGCAGCCAAUGAGUUUGAGUACCUCUUGUUGGCUAAGAGAUUGGACAAGGUAGAAGCGCAACAACUUGCAAUUCUCACUUCCCAAACUAAGAUGAAGGCUGACUUCAAGAGAAGUCACAAAGAGAUGAAGAAUCUUAUCAUGGAUCAAAUUGCUACCGUGAUAAGUUUGUUACAGAAGCAGCCUUCUGAGCCGACACAACCAUCAGCGCCGGCACAUGAAUCAUCACCAACACAUCCAUCAAACAUGGCAGAGCCAUUACAGACGGUACAUCCAUCACCGCCGACAUAUGAUGAUGAUGAUGAUGUCUACCCAGAAGAUUGGCAACCUGGUGUAUGUGACGUUCCUUCUACUCCUGCAAACGCCAUUGUGAUUUCCCUGGGUGAUACAGAAUCUCAGGAUGUGGAAGAGUUGCAGGGGCCACCAGCUGGGGUGGACUUCUGCAGGGUUAGGUGAAAGCGGAAGCCGGUUUUCUUGAAUGACUACACAGCUGGGAAGAAGAAACAACGACAUGGGCCCGUGGUAGUAGACACACUGAAACCGGCGGACUCCCGGCUGUUAAAAUUUUUCCAGAAGUGGAUCACUUAUGCUAGGGACAACGGCCGUCCUAGGGAUGUUCACACUGGCGAAGCCACUAGAUCCUGGUUCGUGUAAUUGAUGGUGCUGAACGAAUGGCUCGACGAUGCUAAGACGGACCCUGUACCCAGAAGUCUACACUCGAAAAGGUGUAGUUUUGGACACAUCUGCUCCACAGAUAUUUGCCAUGUAUUGGAAUUACUAUGAGGGUGACAAGAGCAAGAUGAAAUGGGAUGAGGGCGUUAUGAAUUACGUGCAGGGGAUACCGCACAGAUACUUGCCAUGUUAGGAGAACCAAGAUUACAUAUACUUUGUGUUGCACUUUCCCAAAGAGCGCCACUGGGUGGCAGUUGAGGUGGAUAUUGACAACUGGGAGAUCAUUGUAUAUGAUUCUUAUAUCGGUGGCACCGCUGAGGAAGCCAUGGAGUCAUAUUUGAAGCCUUACAGCGAGCUAUUUGCGAAUCUAAUUCGAGCUAGCGGUUAUUUCCCAUACAGCAAUUAUGUACAUCCGAUGGAGUUGGGCGAUCUCAGUCAGCUCCUACCCCUACAUUAUAGAUGAGUUACCUCUGAGAUUGCACCACAAACGAAGAGCAGGUGAAUCGCUUUUUUUUUUGUAUAUUUUGAGUAAUUUAUUUAAUUUUGUACUCCAUUAUGAAUUAAUUAACUUAAUUGUUGCUAAUAUUUAGUAAAUUUUUUUAUUUUUAGUGGCAAUUGUGGAGUGUAUGCCAUGGAGCACAUUGAGCACUUGAUGCUGGACCGGUCGUUGGAGCAUGUUAAUGAUGGUAACAUGCUCACCUUUAGACAUAGGUGGUGUGUGGACUUAUUUUACCAGAACUUAACAUGGUAGUUUUUUGUAGGUUUUUGUAAUGUUAUUCUUAUACACAUAAACUCCCCUUUUGUAAUUGUAUUAUAAUCUCACCAAAAUUAUAUAUAACAAGUAAAUUUAAAGCUAUUUAAAUUGUUGCUUGUA
Cannabis sativa is the source of this 6275-nucleotide messenger RNA. RefSeq lists its product as uncharacterized. Bases 4451 to 5185 code for a protein of 244 amino acids. Lineage: Eukaryota; Viridiplantae; Streptophyta; Magnoliopsida; Rosales; Cannabaceae. The record is from RefSeq and is a predicted model, not a curated record. The transcript is spliced from 2 exons.